Messenger RNA from Trichobilharzia szidati, 630 nucleotides. The record is from the annotation of a GenBank genome assembly. NCBI's taxonomy places the organism in Eukaryota, Metazoa, Platyhelminthes, Trematoda, Strigeidida, Schistosomatidae.
AUGCCUUUGAAAAACAUCCCCCAAUCAGCUACUGUUAGAGAACUAUUUGAUCGUAUACAUCAUGAGCUGAGAAAUUCUGCUGCGCCACCACCCUUCAAGAGUUAUUCCUAUGAUGCACUGAAGAUUCGUCACAAAGCUUUCGCAAUGAAGUCAGGUGAACUGUUGGUCGACGUAGAUGAUGAUCCUAUUUCUGACAAUUCUACAGAGACUAUACAGUCUCUUGGAAUAGUACAUGAAACCGAAGUAGCGGUGUUCAAAAAGAGGGAUUUUUGGGCUCAAAGGAAUGAUCCAGAAUUUCUGUGUACCAAUACUAAUCCUACUACCAAUGGUACUACUACUUUUAAAAAUGACACUAUUAACGCUUCUUAUAAUAAUACUAUUAUUAAUAUUGGUAAUACUUAUAGAUUUGCUAAUAUUACUGUUUAUAUUGAUACCAAUUCUUCUAACAAUACUAAUAAUAUUGAUACCACUGCAAAAAUCAAUAAUAAUACUAAUGCCACAAUUAGUACCGACACAUCGACUACUGAUACUACCAAUAUUAAUGUUAUUGUUACUACUGAUAAUACUAAUUAUGAUACUACUAAUAACGAAACUACUGAUAUUAUUACUAAAAUUAGUACUUAUGCUUGA